AUGGUCACGUGUUAAACAAAAUGGCCGCCGAGAUCAAGCCCACCGGAGUUGGUACAAAUGGAAAUGUUAGAAAACCUGUUCUUGUGAACAAAAUAGAGGGCCAUAGUAAUGAUGUCAACAUGGCUUGCAUCAUCCCCCGUGAAGAGGGGGUCAUCUCAGUCAGCGAUGACAAGACUGUGCGUGUCUGGCUGCGGAGAGAUACAGGACAGUACUGGCCCAGCAUCUGCCAUACCAUGUCAGCUGCGGCUUCAAGCAUGGUGUACAAUGGUGAGACACGGAGACUGUUUGUGGGACUGGACAAUGGCACCAUAACUGAGUUCAUACUCAGUGAAGAUUUCAACAGAAUGGUCCAUGUCAGAGAUUAUCUAGCUCACCAGAGCCGGGUAGUGAGUGUGAAGUUCUCACUGCAGCGUGAGUGGUUGCUAAGCUGCGGAAAGGACAAAUACUUCCAGUGGCACUGCUCGGAGACCGGGCGCAGGCUAGGGGGCUACCAGGCAUCCGCGUCGUGCCUGUGUCUUGAAUUUGAUGAGCAGUCCAACUAUGUGUUUGUUGGAGAUUAUUCCGGGCAGGUGUCCGUCCUAAAAAUAACAAAUCAAAACUUCAACCAUGUCACCAACCUAAAAGGACACUCGGGAAGUGUACAAAGCCUUGCCUGGGACGCAGACCGUAAACUGUUGUUCUCUGGCAGCUUUGACAACAGUGUCAUUGUCUGGGACAUCGGGGGAAAACAGGGCACGGCCUUGGAACUGCAGGGACACAAAGAGCACGUGCAGGCGCUGGCGUACUCCCCAGCCAGUAAACAACUCCUCUCCACUGGUGAAGACAAAGUACUGGGCAUCUGGGACAUGGAGGCCAACAGGAUAGAGACACCAGAGUGGGCCGAAAACAACCACUGCCAGAAGUGUGAGAAGCCCUUCUUCUGGAACCUGCGUCGCAUGUGGGAGGACCGGACUAUUGGCAUCAGACAGCAUCACUGUAGGAAGUGUGGUAAGGCAGUGUGUGAGAAGUGCAGCAUGAAGAGAUCCACCCUGCCCCCCAUGGGAUACGAGUACGAAGUGCGGGUGUGUGACGACUGCUUUGAGAAGAUCACCGACACAGAACGUGCCCCACUUGCUACAUUUCAUGAUGCCAAGCACGCCGUUAUACACAUGCACUUAGAGGAAACUAGAAAACGACUUUUAACAGUAGGGAAAGAUAGGGUCAUAAAGAUUUGGGAUUUGAUGAGCGUCCUACACUAGGCUACACAGCAGUAGAAGUUUAGAAGAUCAUGUGAUUAUUAGAAUAAACUCCACUUGAAUGCUGUUGGUGAUGUGAGGUUGCAAUUUUUAAGUGUGUGAAGGAGUUAUACAUUGUGUUUACUGCCUGAUUUAUACAUUGUUUGUAUAAAGUACAAGAUUGCAAGAAAUUGUAGAGAUACGGAACAGACUUGCAGUAGUGUCACAAUAUUACAUUUUACCUUUUUCUCUAUUGAUGUAUACAAAUACACAAAACACCAUGAAGUCAUGCAUAUGAGCCAUGCGCUGGAUAAAUGGGCCUUAAUGCAUGUGUGUAAAGUGUCGUCCCAUAUUGGCCGGCGAGGUCCACUAAGGCUGUUAAGGAAUGACACAUUAUGCUUUAAUGGCAUUUGUCAUUAAAAGAAAGUCUCUUCCAAGCGAAACUCUAGUUAAGGAGCAAAUUGUUGUCCCUUAUUGUUUUGUGCGUACUGGUCAGUCUAAUAUGUGACAACACUUCACGCAAAGUCCUGUUAGCCCACAAAACUGCUUAUAUAAAGUAUAAGAUUGCAAAAACUGUAAGACCUUUUGGAAUAGACUCCCCAUAGAGUCACAAUAUUACAUUUAUAUUUAACUUGUCACUUUUUUCUCUAUAGAUGUAUACAAAUACAUAAAAACACCAUGAAUAUCCAUGUUUUAUUUACCUUGUUUAUUGUUUCAUAAUAAUUGUUGUUUGAUAUGUGUAAACUAUAGGUUGUAUCAUUAAAAAAUGCAGUUGCAGGUAUGUGACAUUUAACACAUUAAAUACAGUUUUUGAGACAAACCUAUUUCAAAACAAGGUGGUAUUUUAAUACAUACAUCAGUUAUUAAAAGAUUGACUUUGUAUAAGUCUGUUUAAAAGAAUGACAAUUUUCACACUAAAUCUAUUAUGAUAAAAUGAUUUGUACGUUUUAUUCCAUUUUUGAAUUUCAAUUAACACUUAAUUAAAGAUAUCUGAUGAUGAUUAUAAUAAUGAUGAUGCAAGACUACUUUGCUUCAGUUAUAUUACAGUGACUUUUUUUAUUUAUAAUUUAAUGUGUGUGCCUUUAGGAUUGGGCGUGAUAAAUCAUGAAAUUGGUAAAAAUGAACCAAUAUUGAUAUUAUUAUAAAUAACAUUAUUCCAAUUGUUUAUAAGUGCAUGUUAAACUGCUUUUUAAACUUUAUGUCAAAAGGGCUACAUAAUUAUAUUCCUGUAUAAUACACUAAUACACUAAAUACACCAAUUAUUGAGUUUACUUGAAAUGUUUGGCAUCUUUUGGGGGAAUUGAACCUGUAUGUAUGAGGCUAUAAUUUUUGGCAAAAAAAUCACUGUAUUAUCAUAUUGUUGAAAUCCUAUUUACACACAAUCCGUAGAUUUACACUUCUGUUUAGUGGAUCAUUUUCAUGUUGACAGCUUUGUUAUUAGUUUCUUAGAAUGAAUUUUAGAUUGAAUUAGUCUGGAGUUGAAACUGCUUGUAAAUCUGUGUAUAUAAAAUUAUUCAUUGAUGUAGAUUAUGUCUUCUAUGUCAUUACUUUAAAAAAAAUGUAUAAUGAUGUGUACAUAAUGUGUUUUGGGCCAUAGUAAUAUGGAUUUGUAUAGGGUACCAGAAGUUAUGUCUAAUAUUCAUUUCUUUGCGCUGAGGCUUGGUGCCUUUAUCUUUCUGACAGUUUGUGCUAGUUUGUCACUGUAUACUGUCCUGCAUUGUCUUUCCUUUUGUAACACUGUCUUUUGAAGCAAUAAGCUGUGUUUAUUCCCCUGGAUCGAAUGAUUGGGGGUAUAUUGUUUUUGGCCUGUCUGUCUGUCAUUCUGUCUCAAAACUUUAACCUUGGUCAUAACUUUUGCAAUAUUGAAGAUAGCAACUUGAUAUUUGGCAUGCAUGUGUAUCUCAUGGAGCUACACAUUUUGAGUGGUGAAAGGUCAAGGUCAUACUUUAAGGUCAAACGUCAAAUAUAUGGCUUCAAAGGGCAGUAGGGGGCAUUGUGUUUCACAAACACAGCUAAUUUUGUAACUUAACAUAUCUUAAAUUGUCUUAAAGGGGCCUUUUCAACGUUGGCACCUGUUAUAUGGUGCUCUUGUUGUGAUUACUGAUGCAUGCUUGGACAAAACAUGUUCAGUAUUUUAUAAAAUAAGUCAAAAAUAGUUACAAGUUUAUAAGGUAUAUUUUAUUUAAUUAUUUCUAAGUAAAAUAAUAAGAAAUAUAAAUAAAUUACUCAUGACACCUAUCAUGUCGCUUUUAGCAUUGGGAGAGAAUUUUUGAACUAAAAACUGUGUGUUAAGUUUUAAACAAUUUGGAACAGAAUAGAACAUUUCCAGAAUUUAGCCACAUUAUGGAAAAAUGGGGUUUAAUGCAUGUGCGUAAAGUGUUGUGCCAUAUUAACCAUUCAGUCAGCACAGGCAGUUCAAAAAGAAAAUUGAGUUUAGGGGGGAAAGUGUUUUUCUUGAUAAGCCCUGUUUUCGCAGAAUGCGCUCAUGUGUGAAGCAUUAGACCAGGGCUGUUGAAUCAGCACCUCCAAUAAUCUAGUCACAGAUGCAUGCUAUUUUAAACCACAUUUAUUAUAUCAGGAUUCUUACAUGUCCAGUGCUGAUUUAAGUUAUAAAAAAAAACUAAUAAAAUAUUUUCAUUUUAACCUCAAUUUGUAAUUAAGUUAUAUACAUAAUGUUUGUUAUUUGUUAUGGUCAUAAGUUACUGGUGUUGGCAAAGGUACCAGAUGUUACGGGCAAUGUUUUUGUCACAAGCAUUGUAUUGGUAAAUAUAAUCUUUAAUGGUAAGCUUGAUGCUUGUUGUUUUGAGAUGGGUGUUAUAACAUCUACAUACUCUUUCUUACAUACAUUUCCCAUAAACAUUUUUGUAAGUUUUGUUAGCAUAUGUGUACCAAUUUCUUAGUAACAUUUAAAAAAAAUAUGAUUUACUUUUAUUGUAUUUUUUCUAAAAAAUUUAUUUGUAGAUACGAGUCAGUGACUAGUUUCAAAGAUUGUAUCAAAUAUAUGUAUAGUUUCUUUUUUUCAGUAUUAAAACUUUUUUAUAUAAAACUUGUUGAUGUCUCUUAUUUUAACUUGCUAUAGUGGGUGGCAUUAAAGAACACAGGUUAUGUCACACUUAUAAUUGGAGUAAUAUAAUUCAUUAGGAACUUAUACUAGUACUUGUUAGUAAUAAUUUUUAGUACUUUUUAUGCUUUAUGUGUUCUUGUUACAAACCGUGAUAAUCACCAAUGCAUGUAUGAACCAAAAUGCAUCCAACUUAUGGGAACACGUAAGUAACAUAGAUCUCUAACUUGAAGCACAAUAUUCCUGUAACUGAAAAAAGUAUUUUGUUUGUUGUAUUGUGUAUGUUGUGGGUUUUUUUGCUGAAAGACAAUUAAUUUUGAAUUUCAUGAUAUUCGAACUUUGCUUAAGGUUACACAUUUGUCAGAAUUUAUAGUAUGUAGAGUGUGCAAAAAACUAUUCUGUAAAAAAAACACCUGAUAAGCCGUUAAGGGACAUAACUGUUUUAUCUUAUUUUGUUGUAACCAAAGGUAUAUUGGCAUGUUUCCGGAUAUUCUUAUUCAUUACUGGGUUGUAUGUAUGCCAAACAUGCUAAUAAGUUUUCACACUUGAUUGAACCACACUCAUGGAAAUUCAGGUUUUAUGCAUGUGCCUAAAGUGCCGUCCUGGAUUAGCCUGUGCCUAAAGUGUCGUCCUGGAUUAGCCUGUGCCUAAAGUGUCGUCCUGGAUUAGCCUGUGCCUAAAGUGUCGUCCUGGAUUAGUCUGUGCAGUCGACAAUUUAUGUUUUGGGAGAUGUUUCUUUUUGUAAUGGAAAAUCCAUUCUAAGCCAACAGUUCAGCCUUGAUUAAUCUGUGAGGACUGCACAGGCUAAACAUGAACGGCACUUUACACACAUGCAUUAAGCCCCCUUUUUCCAGAGAGAGGUUCAGUUAACUGUUAUAAAACAUUAUAUAAACUGGAGGAAACAACAUAGACUCUACAUGUAUUAUUUUCAGAAAUCAAUGUGCUGUUGUUGUUGAUGUAGCAUAAUGACUUGUAACGUCAUGUGUCAUUACGUAUGUACAUGUGUAUGUGCAAUGCUAUUUAUGUGUAGAUACAGUUGGCUUAUUUCAAAAUAAAAUUCUUCUUCCAAUACAUA
Molecule: messenger RNA, 5350 nt
Organism: Dreissena polymorpha
Lineage: Eukaryota; Metazoa; Mollusca; Bivalvia; Myida; Dreissenidae
Product: WD repeat and FYVE domain-containing protein 2-like
Exons: 12
Coding region: 21-1238 (405 amino acids)
Molecular function (GO): metal ion binding; protein binding
Source: RefSeq, a predicted model, not a curated record